AAUCCUGUCGGUGUUUUUGAUGUUGGAAGGCAUGUUUGGAGCAGCUGAUGCGAAUCAUAUUUGAUUAUUUUAAUUUAAAAUGAAUAAAUGACAUUUAUUUUAAAUAGUACCUCUGACAAAAUACGUAGUUUAUAUGAGAUAUGGCUAAAAUUUUUAGUGAUAGUGAAAAGGGUUCGAAAAGUAAGCGAGAAAGUGCAGAUGAUUCUGAAGAUGAAAGUGAAAAUUUGGAAGAAAGUCCUUGUGGUCGAUGGCUCAAGAGAAGAGAAGAGGUUCAGCAAAGGGAUAUUCCUGGAAUUGAUGCAGCUUAUCUUGCUAUGGAUUCUGAAGAAGGUGUUGAAGUUGUCUGGAAUGAAGUUUUAUUUUCUGAACGAAAAAGUUUCAGGUAUCAAGAGAGUAAAAUUAGAGGUGUGUUUGAUAGUUUGACACAACUUAAUCAUGCUAAUAUCGUAAAGCUCCAUAAAUAUUGGAUUGACAAAGAAGCUGAAAAGCCGAGAGUUAUCUUUAUUACAGAAUACAUGUCUAGUGGAUCUUUAAAGCAGUUCUUGAAAAAAACUAAGCGUAAUGUUAUUAAAUUGCCAAUCCAGGCAUGGAAGCGUUGGUGUUCUCAAAUUUUAUCUGCGUUAAGUUAUUUGCAUUCAUGUUCUCCUCCUAUUGUUCAUGGAAACCUUACUUGUGAUACUAUUUUUAUCCAACAUAAUGGACUUAUUAAAAUUGGAUCUGUUGCACCUGAAGCUAUACAUCAUCAUGUGAAAACUUGUAGAGAAGAUCUGAUGAAUAUGCAUUUUAUUCCACCUGAAUAUGGAAGUAAAGCAUUUACCAUGGUCACCCCAGCUGCAGACAUUUAUUCAUUUGGCAUGUGUGCUUUAGAGAUGGCUGCUUUAGAAAUAUCUGGAAAUGGAGAAGGCAGCAGUCAAGUUACUGAAGAUGCUGUAAAUAAAACUAUAGAAGCACUAGAAAACUCUUUGCAAAAGGAUUUUAUACAAACUUGUUUGAAAAAGAAUCCUUUGGAACGGCCAUCUGCACAAGAAUUAUUAUUCCAUCCUGUGAUAUUUGAAGUGCACUCUCUUAAACUUCUUGCUGCUCACAUAAUUGUUAAAACUGCAUCAUAUCACCCAGAUCAGCUUACUGAUGAAGCUCUGCAAACAAGAUAUAACCAUCAAUCUGAUUUUUUGGCUUCAAUUCCUCUCAAAGGUGGCAAAAUUGGCCCUUCAAUUUCACGGACUGAAGUUCAAAAGUUGGAAGUAGAGAAGUUUCUUGAUGAUGUUAGAAAUGGAAUAUAUCCUCUUACAUCAUAUGCUGCAACUCAUUGUCCUGUUGUGCAAGAAAGAACAAAUACUCCUGAUAUGUCUGAUUCGAUGAAGUCAACAUCUCCUGAAGUGCAAGAAAUGGAAACUAGACGAAUUAUUAACAUCAUGUGUAAUAUAAAGCCACAGGAUGAUAGCUUAAAUUUAUUGAUGACUGUACUGCUAAGAAUGGAUGACAGAAUGAAUCGACAAUUAUCAUGUGAAGUUACUCCAAAGGAUACACCUAAUGAUUUAUCAGAAGAGUUAGUGCAGCAUGGAUUCAUUAAUCAGGCUGAUCGUGAGAUGGUUGCUACUUUAAUUGGUGAUACUUUGAGCCGCAGGCACAUUCCUGACCUCCCAACUGUGGCACAAAAUGAAACUACUUAAAAAGAAUUAUUUACGUGGAAUCUAUUGUACUCAAUAUUGCCCAAAUUAAAUUGUGCCAUGUGUGUUUUGAAACAAUUGUGUACUUUGCUUCCACUUGACUGACAAUUUUACUAUGCUUUUGUGCAGUGGGUUUUGUACGUUAUGAGCCUACUAACUUUAUGUUGUGCAUGUUGUAAAAUGUUGAUUUUUUUUUAAACAAAUUUUGUGAGGAAAAACAUUUCUGAAAAAUUAUGAAUUCCUAUGCACACUUUUUUUUUGAGUUAAUUAAAUGAUUCUUUUUUAUUAUUAUUAUUUUUGAUUUGUUGCCAGCAUGAUUUCUCUGUCUCCGUCAACCCUCCCCCAAAGAAAUUUAUUGCGGGCAAAAUGAGUUUGCCUGCAUUUGUUUCUUUUUUAUUUUUGCAAAUUGUCUUGCAUUUCUUAAAUUAUUUUUUAAACUACACAAUUGAAAAUGCACCAACAUAUUUGAUUGCUUUCAUUUCAAAAAAAGAAAAGAAAGUGAAAGAAUGGUAAUGCAAAUGUGACACAUUUUUUUUUCAAUCUUGUUAGUGAGAUCUACUGUUCUUUAUAUUUGUUCUCACCAGAGAACUUUUCAAACUUAUGCCAGAAAGAGCUUGAAACCAUACAUAUGUCUAGAUGUAUGAAUACAUAUGUAUUGUUUACUAGUUAUGCUAGUUAUGUAUAAUUUGUGUUUAAAUGUAAAAUCAGGAUUUUUUUUCAAUACUUAUGUUUUUUUUUUCAGUAAGUGUAAAGUGCGUAUAAUCUCGAUUGAAAAUGCUUUUUAUUGUUAAAUAUUUCAAAUGAUUAUAAUCCAAGAUAAAUGAGCUCAAAUAAAUAUUUUUAAAUAAAUAUUUUUAAUAGUUAUAUUUAGGCUAAAGUUAAAAAUUUUGCAUUUGAAACUAUUUUAUAUUUAUACAUUAUGUCCGUACUGGAAAGGAAACUACAUCUUGAUAAUAUCUAUUCAUAUUUAGAUGCUGUUGACAUUUGAUAGUUUUCUACUUACAGCUUAUUAUCUUAGAAGCAAAGUUGUUUCUAAAACAUGAUCAUUAGAUCCUUCAUUACAAGUUAUAUAGAAUAUAACCUCUUUUGUUACAUUUAGUAACCUUUUAAAAAAAUUUGGGCUAUGGAAUCAAGACUUGAUAAAAAGGUUUUAGGAAGGUAUGGGGUAAGUUGCAAUUUCUAAAUUCACCUUGGGCCUAUUUGUAUGUUUGUGUAUACAUAUUUUUUAAGAUUCAUGUAUGACAUAUGUGCUUUAAUGUAAUACAUAUUUUAUGUUUUAAUUGCCAUUGUGUUGGAUUUUGCAUUUAAAAAAUGUUUGUCUCAAUAUAUCUUUACAUAUUUUUGUUAACUUGUGAUCAUUGUAUUUAGCUAUGUAUAUUUGUAUUCUUUGUUGUAAUUUAUCUUGUGUUUUUGUAUAUUUAUCCCAACCUUAAUAUAUUUACGA
Molecule: messenger RNA, 3111 nt
Organism: Uloborus diversus
Lineage: Eukaryota; Metazoa; Arthropoda; Arachnida; Araneae; Uloboridae
Gene: Madm
Product: nuclear receptor-binding protein-like
Exons: 13
Coding region: 141-1670 (509 amino acids)
Biological process (GO): endoplasmic reticulum to Golgi vesicle-mediated transport; protein phosphorylation; intracellular signal transduction
Cellular component (GO): cytoplasm; endomembrane system
Molecular function (GO): protein serine/threonine kinase activity; ATP binding
Source: RefSeq, a predicted model, not a curated record